UGCAAGCCUGCACUGUUCUGAGAGGAAGAUGACUUGAGUGACUGGCUUUUACCUCCACAACAAUGUCCAUGAACAGUUCCAAACAGCCAGCGUCUCCUGCAGCUGGGCUCCUUUCGAAUACAACUUGCCAAACUGAAAACCCGCUUUCAGUAUGUUUUUCAAUAAUCUUUAUGACAGUGGGAAUCCUAUCAAACAGCCUUGCCAUUGCUAUUCUUGUGAAGGCAUAUCAGAGAUUUAGACAGAAAUCCAAGGCAUCGUUUCUGCUUUUGGCUAGUGGCCUGGUAAUCACUGACUUCUUUGGCCAUCUCAUCAAUGGAACUAUAGCAGUAUAUGUCUAUGCUUCUGAUAAAGACUGGAUCCGUUUCGACCAAUCAAACAUCCUUUGCAGUAUUUUUGGUAUUUGCAUGGUAUUCUCUGGUCUAUGCCCACUUUUACUUGGCAGUGUAAUGGCCAUUGAGCGAUGCAUUGGAGUUACCAAACCAAUCUUUCAUUCUACAAAAAUAACGUCUAAACAUGUAAAAAUGGUGUUGAGUGGCGUGUGUUUAUUUGCUAUUUUCAUAGCUCUGCUGCCCAUCCUUGGGCAUCGAGACUAUAAAAUCCAAGAAUCGAGGACCUGGUGUUUCUACGAAACUGAGCAUAUCAAAGACUGGGAAGAUAGAUUUUAUCUUCUACUUUUUUCCUUUCUGGGGCUCUUAGCCCUUGCUGUCUCAUUUUUGUGCAAUGCUGUCACAGGAAUUACACUCUUAAGAGUUAAAUUUAAAAGUCAACAGCACAGACAAGGCAGGUCACAUCAUUUGGAAAUGGUCAUCCAGCUCCUGGCUAUAAUGUGUGUUUCCUGCAUUUGCUGGAGUCCGUUUCUGGUGACAAUGGCCAACAUUGGAAUAAAUGGAAAUCAUUCUCUGGAGACCUGUGAAACAACAAUUUUUGCUCUCCGAAUGGCCACAUGGAAUCAAAUCCUAGAUCCCUGGGUAUAUAUUCUUCUACGGAAGGCCGUCCUUAAGAAUCUCUAUAAACUUGCCAGGCGAUGCUGUGGAGUACAUGUCAUCAGCUUUCAUGCUUGGGAGCUUAGCUCCAUAAAAAAAUCCUUAAAGGUUGCCGCUAUUUCAGAGUCACCAAUUGAAGAGAAAGUAACCCAGCAGGCACCUAGUCUAAGUGGACAGUAAGUUGGCAUAAAUAUAGGUCAAAACUAAGGAAAGUUUUGCUAGGAUUUAGUUAACUGGAUGAACAUAAGCUUAACUGGAAAAUUCAGAUAUCAGCAGUCCUAUGUUGUCAAUUUCAGCUUUUAAAAUUUGUCCAGCUAACUAUCUAAUUGCAUGUGUUCAUUUGUUUUUGUCAACUGGAGAUAAAUACAAUGAAAUAAUGCCAGGGAAAUCAAACUGAAAACAAUAUUUUCACCUUAUCUGUGUUAUUCAUGCUUUUGGAAUGACUCUGUUGAAGCCUGAAGUAAUUACUUGGCAUAUUUGCCAAAGAGCAUCUAAAAACUACCAGCACAGUGAAAUGGCUAUUUUGGGGUUACUAUUCUUUAGCUUUCUCAGAGAAUAAACUUAAUAGAAAGGAGUGCCCUAAUGUUUUGAUCUGGCCUGUUUUACUCUGUGUUAUAUUGUCUUAUUCAAUAUAUGCAUGAUUAUGUUACAUAGGAUUCAUUAUGACUGAUUAUAAUGACUUUCAGACUUAGCGGUUUGACUGUCAGGUGUCAGUUCUGUUAAGCCUGUUUAGAAUGAGUCCAUCCUUGUCACAUUUGACAAAUGUGAAUGCUUGCAAUUAUUAUCAUGAAGAUCAGUUAUUGUUUGAAGAGGAGAUUUGGGUGGAUUAAGCCAUAGAUUUGCACAGUUUCAAUAAUUGAUUUUUUUCUGAAAAUUCUAGUACACUGAGGCACAGUAAAUAAUUUCUUAGAGAAACAGAUUCUCUGUAGCACUUGUAUAAUAAGCAAGGUGCAUUAUACUACAAACAGGAACAUAAACCAUAGACAUAGGUGCAAAGAAAAUGGAAAAUUAUGCUUUAUCUUGAGUCCACCAUUCCAAUGUCAAGAACAAAAAAAAUUAUAUAUAUGUUUAGGCAUGUAUAAAACUAUUUAUAUAUAUACAUACAUAUACAUACAUACACACACAUAUAUAUACACACAUGCAUGCAUUGAAUGU
Molecule: messenger RNA, 2138 nt
Organism: Sorex araneus (European shrew)
Lineage: Eukaryota; Metazoa; Chordata; Mammalia; Eulipotyphla; Soricidae
Gene: PTGFR
Product: prostaglandin F receptor
Exons: 2
Coding region: 63-1163 (366 amino acids)
Biological process (GO): inflammatory response; positive regulation of cytosolic calcium ion concentration; adenylate cyclase-activating G protein-coupled receptor signaling pathway
Cellular component (GO): plasma membrane
Molecular function (GO): prostaglandin F receptor activity
Source: RefSeq, a predicted model, not a curated record